Messenger RNA from Polypterus senegalus (gray bichir), 2037 nucleotides. It is a transcript of the gene ubr7, whose product is annotated as ubiquitin protein ligase E3 component n-recognin 7. Gene Ontology annotation, molecular function: zinc ion binding; ubiquitin protein ligase activity. Gene Ontology annotation, cellular component: cytoplasm. NCBI's taxonomy places the organism in Eukaryota, Metazoa, Chordata, Cladistia, Polypteriformes, Polypteridae. The record is from RefSeq and is a predicted model, not a curated record. Bases 85 to 1269 code for a protein of 394 amino acids. The transcript has 12 exons.
UCUAAACACUCCAUCUAAUCACACUGUUGUUUGUUGAUCCACACGCUGCCAAAAAGUCAUCUCGUACGAGGCUCACUUAUAAGGAUGGCGGCAAACGACGGAGAUGAGGCUGUUCUGUCCCUGGUUGAUGUUCUGGAGGAAGAUGAAGCUUUGGAGGACGAGGCGUGCGCUGUGCUAGGGGGCAGCGACCCAGAGAAAUGCUCGUAUCCGGAGGGCUACGUUAAAAGACAAGCGCUGUAUGCCUGCAACACCUGCACACCCAAGGGCAGUGAGCCAGCCGGAAUAUGUCUUGCCUGCAGUUACAAAUGUCAUGAGGGCCAUGACCUAUUUGAGCUGUACACCAAAAGGAACUUUCGUUGUGAUUGUGGUAACAGCAAAUUCAAUGGAUUUGAAUGCAAGUUGUUUCCUGAUAAAGAUAAAGUGAAUGUAAAUAAUAAAUAUAAUCAGAACUUUUUUGGAUUAUACUGCACCUGCAAGAGGCCUUACCCAGAUCCAGAGGAUGAGGUUUCAGAUGAAAUGAUCCAGUGUGUUGUUUGUGAAGACUGGUUCCAUGGCAGGCAUCUUGGUGCCAUUUCAGCAGAAUGCACAGAGCUCCAGGAAAUGACUUGUGUGUCAUGUAUGAACAAAUGUCCCUUCCUCUGGUAUUAUGCAGCACACAUGGCAGUAUCAUCAACUCUACUUAAAGAGGGCAUAGGUGGCCAAGAUGAGACAGAGCAGGCCAGAACCAAAGUGACUGAAGAAGCCCAGGAAGAGGCCUCCACCAGCACAGAGUCCCAGAAGGAGGUUACAACUAAUGGAGACAGCAACUGUAAAAGAAAACUGAGUGUGAACGAUGAUGCCGGGUGUAACAGCAACAGCUGCAAACUACAGAAGAUGAAAGAAGGCGGAUUUUCAUCAAAGAGCUCGGCCGUUUACUGGCCACAAUCAUGGCGUUCCAAUCUGUGCACUUGUCACAACUGCAAGAAGUUCUAUGCUGAUCUGGAAGUCCCAUUUCUGGUUGAUGAGUCCGAUACUGUAUUAGCUUACGAGAACAAAGGCAAAAUCAUUCAGGAGAAUGACCAGGAAAACCGAGAUCCUCUUCUGGCUGCACUGAGCAGUAUGGACAGAUUUCAACAGCUGGAAAUGAUACAUGAAUAUAAUGAUUUGAAAGCUGAGCUGAAGGAUUUUCUGAAGAGGUUUGCAGAUGAGGGAAAGGUAGUGACCACAGAAGACAUCCACAGAUUUUUUGAAGAGCUUCAGUCCAGGAAGAGGAGAAGGCUGCAGUAUUAACAGCUCGGGCAUUCAUCUAGUUGGUGAUGAAAAUGUUACCUUUAAAUCUUUUUUUUUUUUUUUUUAAUGCAAAUAAUGUAUUUCAAAAGUACUGCUCAUAUUUCUGGUGUGUGCCAGAAAAGCCUCGAGAAUGAAGACGUUGCACUUGAAGUGACGGCUGCAAGUCUUGUCAUUAACCGGACUGAUGUGGAUUUUCGACGGAUUGAAACUUGGCAUGUUCAGGUGGCCACAUUUUACAAUGUGUGACUUUGUUGAGUUGCCGAUAGCCUUUGUAUCCCCCUGGUUGUUUGAUUCCUGUUCCUGUUUCUGCUAUCAAGUGUUUUUUGUGUUUUCCUGGAUCAGCAAUCCCUGCAUUUCAGUCAUUAGGUUCUCUGAAUACAUGGUGAGCUCUUCGACUUUCUUUCAGGGUGUGUGUGUGUUUGUUUGUGUGUAUGUGUUCAUCAAGUCAUUUGUUCAUUCUAGCCAUGCAAAGUCGUAAUGUAUCACUAAAUGAACCACCCAAACCAUAGAAGUGCAGAGAGAGGAAGACGGGCAAAGUGUGUGUGAGGGUGAGUAGUGACUCCCUGAAACAAAUGAAAAGGCCAUGGGCGACAUCAACCACCUUGGAUGUGUCAGGGGAUCGAGAAUCUUGUGAGGACCUGGGGAAGUGGCCAGGAACUGACAGUUGAAGAGUAAAAUCUCCUGUGCCAUUACAGCCAGACUGCAACUGUGUGUGUGUGUGUUUCAUCUCACAGUUUGCUCUGUUAUUAAACUUGUGCCCACUUUUAA